AUGAGUGAAGAAUUAAAAGACACUUUUGAUGGUUAUUUAAUGUUUGACUUUUCUAAUUUUCAUGGUUUGAUGGCUUAAACAUUUGACAAUGAAGAGAUUGACAUUCCAAGAGUAGAGAAACAACCAAAAAGAAAAGCAUAUAACAUUCCUGGUCCUUAUCUAGAUAGUCCUCCAAUUGAAUUUGAACGUAAAAAAAUCAGUUAAGUAAGGCAGCGGUGAUUGCAGUGAAGGAAUUUUAUUCAAUGGACAACUUGGUGAAGAUGACAUUCCAGAAGUGAAUCUAGAUGAAGAUUGCUUAUCAAAUUUCAAUUAUUCCACUUCAGGGUUCAAUUUGUUAGCGAACCUAGAUUUUGAACCUGAUGAAGAUGCUUAUGAUAAUGCUAUUAAUGCUACAAGUGAACCAAACUCUUUACAUCAUCGAAAUUCUAAAAUAUCAAGAACCAAAAAAAUAUCAAUAUUUUCUCCUACCCUACAAUUUGAUGACAAUGUUGAUCAAAAAAUAUAGAUGAUAACUUUGCAGAAUAUGGAAUUAUUAAAAAAAGAAGAUCAUUAUGACAUAGAUGAUUUCUAUAAAUUUCUUACAUCCUUGGAUUUCCUCAAUGUUUCUAAUUAGAAGCAUAAUGAUGAUUUGAUGAAAGUAGAUCAAUUAUUUCAUUUGGUUUAAAUCAGAUAAUUUUUUGAUAAAAUGGUAGUGAUCUUAUUUUAAAAGACUGAUCAAUCACAUUCUAUUAGUUAUACUUCUAAACUGGACUCAUUUAAAGAGAAAAUGGAUCACUUUAUCAACUUAGUCUAAUAUAUGGUUGAUGAUGGAACAUACAGACAGAAAUCUCUGAGAGAUUAGCAUGUCUUUAAAAAAGAUUAUACUCUAACAAUGUCAGUAGCGUUUUUUAAGGGAUUAGAAAUAAUCUCCUUGUAUAAAUCAUUGUUAAUGCAAAAGAAUAUGCAAGAUAGAUUAAAAAGGGUACUUACUAUAAUAUUUAUUAUAGUAUACAACAGCAAAGAAGAAUCUACAUUCAUAUUGGAGAUUGUGGGGACUUAUUAAAGAGUUUGAGAUUUCAUUUGUUUAGAAAAAUAUUUAAAAAUCCCCCAAUCUAACAAAUUCUACUUUAGGAAAUUAAAAAGAAUCUGUUGAAUUAGCUAUUCUAGAUCCUCAUGCAAAAAUUUAAAUAGCAAGAAAUAAAGAUAAUAAUAAUAAAAUAUCAUUGUAAGGCUUCGAUAAAUAUCUGAAUAAACCUUCUUUAAAAAAUACUAAUUAUUGCUUUGCAGGAAAAUGGAAUCAGAAAAAACUCCAAACAAGUCAAUAUUCAAUCUAUUAUUCGAAUAGUUAAACAGACUAAUUGGAUUAUUGA
Messenger RNA from Paramecium pentaurelia, 1349 nucleotides. NCBI's taxonomy places the organism in Eukaryota, Ciliophora, Oligohymenophorea, Peniculida, Parameciidae. The record is from the annotation of a GenBank genome assembly.